GUUAUGUAAAUUGCUUAAGGAUUAUUUAUCUCAGAAAAUAAUGAUAAUGAUAGCGAUUGGGAACCCCAAAGCCACAAUUCGCAUUAUACACGGAUAUGUGAGGAAAGGUCUCAUAUGCCGAUGAUUUUUACACACUCUUCUGCUAUAUUUAUGCGAUCUAUCCGCCUGAAGAUAUUUCAGUACGACUCGGACUAGAGUUUCGAAUUCAAAAGAAUUUGGACUCUGAAAAUAUUUAUGGAGCGAGCUGUGAAUUGAGAAAUUUGAGAGCUUUAACGAAUUUGGGUUUUCUUAACACUGGUGAGAGCGAACUGCGUUGGGAUUGCUUUCACUUGUCCUUUGUUUAAUCAAUUGGAUAUUGUUGGUGUGAGGAACUGAUCGUGUCAAAGAUGAUGCUGCAUUUUGAACAGCCUUCUAAGCUGAAGACUAAGAAGAUUGUGUUUGAGGAUGUAUAUGUUGCACAUGAUUCUGCUACACUUGAACAACUCAAGGAGUUAAGCUCAAGGCGCAGAGCAAUUGAAGAGUCUAUCAAUGAGAGCAGUUCCAUUACAAAAGCUAUAGCAAGAGAAAUGUCUGGAGGGUUGGUAUCUUGUCAUGAACAGGAUCUUCACAGAAUAACACAGUAUCUCCCAUUGUUGGAAAAUCUAUGUUUACAUAAUGAAGAAAUCACAAAUAGGCAAAUGCAUCAAUUGGAUGCCUCUCUUAAGAUACGCUGGAGUAGUGCUCUAAGCCCAUCUUACCUCUUUAGGAGUACGAAGUUUUUCCAGAUUGACCAUUUGCUGUUCGAGCUUGGCAUGAUCCUUUUUCUUUAUGGUGCAAUCCUAAGGGAGAGGGCUUUAGAAGUUUUAUCAACAGAUUUGGUCCAAUCUGCCACCACUUUUAGAGAAGCUGCUGGUAUUUAUCAUCACCUGGCACUUAAUGUUCUUCCCAGCUUAAUGGCUGUGUGGGCACCAGGAGCGCCACCAGAAACUCAUCCUUCUGUCUCCACUGUCAUGAGCCUCAUUUGUUUGGCUGAAGCACAGGCAGUAGCAACAAGGAAGGCUGAAGAGAACGGUAAUUCUUCAAGUCUUUUAGCGAAGCUGCAUCACGGUGUUACACAGUUUCUUGACGAAGCAAGUGGGGUUUUAGAGACUUCUCUAAGAAAGGGAAGAGACAUUGCACCAAACUUAAUGGAAUUUAUUCAUUGCUGCAAAUCCCUACAUGCGUUGAGAGGUCAGCGAUACCAUGCAGAAAGUCUGAAGGCUUCCGAUCAUAUGGGGGCUGCCAUCGGAGUUCUUCAGUCUGAAUUGAGCAAGGUCAAAAAGAACGUAUGGGGUGAUACAAAAUGGAAAUCUGUAUUUGAGAAGGAAAUUCACAAUGCUUCUGAGGUGCUCCAAAAAUUUGUACGUGAGAACAAUUUUGUUUGGCAUGAGAAGAUCCCUUCAGAAAUUGAGUUACCAUUGCCCCAAGGUAGCAAAAUUGUCGAUUCCAUACCUUAUAGUCCAAAAAGAUGGGAGAGACACCUUUCUUUUAAGAUAGCAAGGUAGAGGAAGUUAUAUAAAUUAUACCUGUGUCUGCCUUGCCUAAAACUGGUCCUGGCUCAUCAAGAAUUUGAUGUUUCUUCCUUAAGUUUUCUCUCAAGUUUGGUAGGUUAAAAAUUUUGAUAGGAUUGAGUUCCAUGAAAAAGUUGUGCAAAUCCCAACACAUUUCUGGUUAUAUUCCUUGAAGCAUAAUUUACUUGCAAUAGAUAUACUUUCUCUUAGGCUGCCCGCAAUAUUAAAGCAUAAUACUUUACCCUUCGAGAAUUA
Prosopis cineraria is the source of this 1784-nucleotide messenger RNA. RefSeq lists its product as uncharacterized. The transcript has 6 exons. NCBI's taxonomy places the organism in Eukaryota, Viridiplantae, Streptophyta, Magnoliopsida, Fabales, Fabaceae. The coding region runs from base 387 to 1523 and encodes 378 amino acids. The record is from RefSeq and is a predicted model, not a curated record.